CGGGUCGGUUCAGUUUCGGUUUACAGAGUUACGGGCGGGACGAGGCUUCUUCCUCCAGUCACCGCGAGCAGAUCGCGCAGGACCGGCGACGUGAUGAAGACUUGGGCGUUGCGCUCGAUAAAGUUUUAAGUGUUUGCGUUGGGGGAAGGUGGCCGCGGUCUGAGCUGCGGAGCCAUGGCCUGCGGAGGCGGAUUGGACGGCGUGGAUAUGAACUCCAUCCCUCUCGUUGCCCUUAAUUAUAACGUAAGGCAGCGUCUGUCCCUCUACCUGAACCCAAGCACGGUGGUCGCCUCCGACUGGACGCACCUGGCCGAGGAAAUGGGUUACGAGUAUCUGGAGAUCCGGAACUUGGAGAGAGCGGCCAACCCCACCACGGCGUUACUGGAGGACUGGGAGAGAAAAUGCUACCGAGCCACGGUGGGCGGACUGCUGGAGACCCUGAAGAAAAUCGAAAGGAAUGAUAUCCUCACAGACCUGGGACCCCUCGUAGAGGCGGAUUGUGAGAGGUAUCUGAGGAAGCAGCAGGAGAUGCGUCUGCGUCCUCCCCUACAGGUCGAGACCGUGGACAGCAGCGUGUCGCACGGGAUCACCAUAAGUGACGAUCCCACCGGUGCCGUCCCGGAGCUGUUUGACGCCUUCAUAUGUUACUGCGCCAAAGAUAUCUCGUUCGUCCAGGAAAUGAUCGUCCGCCUGGAGCAGACGGACCAUAAGCUGAAGCUGUGCGUUUUCGACCGCGACGUCCUCCCGGGAUCGUGUGUCUGGUCCAUAACCAGCGAGCUCAUAGAAAACAGGUGCAGGAAGAUGGUGGUUAUAAUAUCCGACGAUUACUUGGACAGCAGAGAAUGCGGCUUUCAGACCAAAUUUGCUUUGAGCCUCGGCCCAAGUGCCAGCGAGAAACGCUUGAUUCCCGUGAAAUAUAAGCCCAUGAAGAGACCGUAUCCGAGUAUUUUGAGUUUCAUCACGGUGUGCGACUACACCAACCCCUGCACGAAGAUCUGGUUCUGGGAAAGGCUUGCCAAGGCUCUCAAGAAGUAACGUUCCUCUACGCUUGUCUUGAAGGAAUCCUUUUUUUUGGUCGUUGUUGACGAAAAGGAAAGAAAAUGGGUUAUUUUACAAUCAUCGCUCUCAGGACACGUUCUUGUAAAUAUUUUAUAUAGUUCUCUGGAAACAAAGAGUUUAUAAUAAAAGUAAAGUACGAGGCAACAGAUAAAUGUUAAUUUCUCAAAGUGUAAAGGUGAAUCAUGGAAGUGCUGAGUAAGCGUCUUCUAUAUAAAAAUGCAUUAUUACUGUUUAUUUUUAAUCUCUAAAAUAUAAAUGACGGUUUGCGUGCCUUGAUAUUUGUGCUUGGCCUUCCAGCCCCUAGGGAAGCAAUUUCCAGUUGCACGACACUCUUGAGCACAUCCUGAGAAAGUUUGUGUAUAGAAGAUCAGGAAGAGUGCGAAGGAAUUCUGCUUCCCCCGUGUGCCAAAUAUCAAAAGCUACCGGUUCAGAAAUGCACAUCUGUUAAACUACAAUGAGCCCCUGCUUUAACCCCUUAAG
This is a messenger RNA of Spea bombifrons (plains spadefoot toad), 1539 nucleotides long. RefSeq names its product MYD88 innate immune signal transduction adaptor (gene MYD88). The record is from RefSeq and is a predicted model, not a curated record. Bases 175 to 1035 code for a protein of 286 amino acids. The transcript is spliced from 6 exons. Gene Ontology annotation, biological process: defense response to Gram-positive bacterium; positive regulation of canonical NF-kappaB signal transduction; Toll signaling pathway. Gene Ontology annotation, cellular component: plasma membrane. NCBI's taxonomy places the organism in Eukaryota, Metazoa, Chordata, Amphibia, Anura, Pelobatidae. Gene Ontology annotation, molecular function: TIR domain binding; Toll-like receptor binding.